UCAGUCCAACGUGUCUUGCAGGGGAUCCGGGGAAACACAGGAGACUAUGGCAACAUUGGUGAGACAGGCCUAAAGGGUGAAGAAGGAAUCAAAGGCGAGAAAGGAAUGAGAGGACUCUGGGGCCAAGUGGGAGACAGAGGUCCUAAGGGGCUGAAAGGAUUAAAAGGGGCAGCUGGCUUCAAGGGAGUUCGUGGACCACCUGGGGACAUUGGCGAGUCCGGGAAACAAGGAGAAGUUGGCGUUAAAGGUGAAAAAGGAUAUGAAGGGAUUCCUGGGUUUCAAGGAGUUAAGGGAGAAAGGGGGACUACUGGUGCAAUAGGGCGUUCUGGGCCUAGAGGAAAGCAGGGUAUUGUGGGAGAUCCUGGAGAGAGGGGAACUCCUGGAGAGAAGGGGACGCCUGGGAUCCGAGGACCCGUGGGCAGAGCCGGCACCAUCGGGCCAAAGGGCAUUAUUGGAGAUCCGGGCUUACCUGGCAGAGACGGAGAUCCAGGAAUAGAGGCUUAUCAAGGACCACAAGGUCUUGGUGGAAAAGUAGGACAAAUUGGAACAAAGGGGGAGAAAGGCACCCUGGGGCCAGAAGGAGAAAUGGGUCCCCAAGGCCGAACUGGCCCAAGAGGUUACAAGGGUUCUGCUGGGAAGCCAGGAAGACCCGGAUUUAUCGGCCCACCGGGACCUACUGGACACGUGGGUGUGCCUGGAAAACCAGGGAUCAAGGGUGACACAGGAAUCCAGGGAAUCCAAGGAGUUAAAGGUUCACAGGCAGAAAAUGGAGUUAAAGGCCCAAAAGGAAAGGUUGGAGGCAGGGGGGAGCAGGGUCCCCAGGGUGGACGGGGGAAGCGUGGCCCGGCAGGCCCACCUGGACGUUCAGGUCCUGUCGGAGUCAAGGGGGUUCGAGGUGAAGGAGGACCAGAUGGCUUUCAGGGGCCCCCAGGUCCACCAGGCCCGACCCUCCCCGCUCAGCACGUGAUCGAGGUUUGUAAGAAAGUGGUGCUGGAGCAGAUGUCCACCUUUGCCAACUCAGUGAAGAGGACGUGCGCUGCAGUUUGUCCUCUUUAUGGGGACGUGCCCAUGGGAGCCCCCGGUCCCCCCGGACAGACGGGACCCCCCGGACCUCCUGGUGACCCUGGUAAUGAUGGUGUUGAUGGAGAAGUGGGCCUACAGGGAUUCUACGGAGAAGCCGGAGAUCUGGGCCGAAAGGGAGAAACAGGUGACAGAGGAGAGCAAGGUGAUAAAGGAGCCAAGGGUUAUGGCCUACCUGGCUACACUGGAGAUCAAGGACCAAAGGGUCAGCGUGGACGUCCUGGCAGAGCCUUCAAUGGCCAGCCAGGGAAGCAGGGUGAGCGGGGACAUGUAGGCCAGCCUGGACUCAGGGGCCACCCAGGUCUCAGAGGACCCCCGGGUGUCUGUGUCACCUCUGGGUGUCCUCAGCUCAACGCCACCAGUGGGACACCUCAGCCGGCACCACGGAGGUCGAGGAACCGCCCGUAGAGGAAGAAAGCGUCUAUGUGGACAGUGAAUUGAAUAUUGGGCUUAAAGGAGGAAAACAUGAUCGAUUGUUUUUGUUAAUACGCGUGUGUUCAAAUAAAUUUCAUGUAAAUAUGCAACUGAAACCUGAACUGAACUUCUGGGAACAAAGAAACGACCUAUGUGAUUUGAAAGAGAGUGGUAACAAAAUAUAUUUGUA
This is a messenger RNA of Seriola dumerili (greater amberjack), 1684 nucleotides long. Its product is annotated as collagen alpha-3(IX) chain-like. The record is from RefSeq and is a predicted model, not a curated record. Lineage: Eukaryota; Metazoa; Chordata; Actinopteri; Carangiformes; Carangidae. The coding region runs from base 106 to 1488 and encodes 460 amino acids. The transcript has 20 exons.